AUGGCUACCAACAAUAAGAAGACCCUCACAGUCACAAUCGAGAAAAGAAGAUCGAACGAAUCGCUAUCAGUCCGAACCCCCCGCACAGCACGCUUCGCCGAAGCUACAGCAGUCAACUCUCCCAUCGACGGCCCAAAGUCUCCUCUGGGCUUCACAACGAACCACUACCGACCGCAACCACAAGUAUCCGACGUAGGCUUCGGCUACGUCCAGUCAGUCGAGAUGGAGGAAACAGACAGGAGAUACCUUCCUCCACCAACACCCAAGACACCACUCAGGAGCGCGAUGAAGUCUCCCGGCGCACCUCCACGGACGCCUGGCCAUGCCAGCAUGAUGCUGAGUCCCACAUUUGCACAGGAGCGAGAGCUUGAGAAGCACGAGGCAUCAACAGAUAAAGAGCAAGCGAAAGACUUGAAAAUCAAAGUCAGGGUACGAAUGGCAAAGGUCUUCUUGCGAGGAAUCAGCUUUGCUUGCAGUCUUAUCGUCCUCUCUAUGCUUUCAACAGUGCUCACCAUCUUCUUCGCGACAAAACAACUCCCAAAAAGGAACAACCUUCCACCAUGGGCAGAUAACACCAUGAUCUGGCCACAGGUCAUGCUCCUUGUUAUCGCCGUUAUCUCGCUGAUUAUGUCUAUCACUGUUCUCCUUGCGUAUUGGAGAGGAGGUCACGAGCGAGCUGAGAAGGUGGCAGCAUACUACACAGUAUUCGCCGUUGGAUUCUUCAUCUUCAGCAUCGUCAUGUGGGCCAUAGCGGCGGCAGUCUUCAACCAGAGCAAAGCGCAGAACAACAACAAGGACAUGUGGGGAUGGUCAUGCGUAGACAACAAACGCCGCCAUCUCUUCGAAGACGACAUUUCCUACGGACUCAUCUGCAGACUUCAGAACUGGGGUCUUGUAUGCUGCAUCAUCGAGGUCGUCAUCGAAGUCCUGGUCAUCUCCAUCUACGGAAUCGUAUUCUACCGAUUCUGGUCUAAGAGGAAGCUCAGGAAGUCCAUGGCUCAGCGUGACCGCGCCCGUUCCGAUCUCUACCUCGCUCAGCUCCGUUCGCAGUCCGCACCCAACACCCCUGGAUUCGGCCCAAUGUCUCCCCGCUCCGGCGGCUGGCGUCCUCCCCCAGGGCACCCUGCCUACGUCGACCCUCACUCUGCGGCCGAAAACGGCGAGAGCGAGAGCGUGCAGUACGCGUACGCCCGCGAGAUUGCGCAGCCCCAGCCCUUCCAGCUCCAGGCCCCUCCCAUCAAGAUCACCGGCGCGACCCCCAAGAUCGAUCAGGAUGGCUUCGGCUCCCCCGUGCGAACACACGCCGCCUCCCCACCGCUCCCCCCGCUAUCCCCCGGAUUCCAAGAAAGACGCAACGAGCACGUCGCCGCAGCACCAGGCGAGCAGCAAUACGCCGCGGUCCCCAUCCCCGGCGCCUACACACCACUCGCAUCGCCAUCGUACCCGCCGCCUCAGCAAGCGUCUGGCUUUGACUUUGGCCCCUCGGUGACAAAGUAA
Messenger RNA from Dothidotthia symphoricarpi CBS 119687, 1497 nucleotides. RefSeq lists its product as uncharacterized. NCBI's taxonomy places the organism in Eukaryota, Fungi, Ascomycota, Dothideomycetes, Pleosporales, Dothidotthiaceae. The record is from RefSeq and is a predicted model, not a curated record. The transcript is spliced from 3 exons. The coding region runs from base 1 to 1497 and encodes 498 amino acids.